Messenger RNA from Stegodyphus dumicola, 849 nucleotides. RefSeq lists its product as uncharacterized. The record is from RefSeq and is a predicted model, not a curated record. Lineage: Eukaryota; Metazoa; Arthropoda; Arachnida; Araneae; Eresidae.
AUGGAAGUGGUACCGUUAUCAAAUAUCACAGCAGAAAGUAUAGAAAGAGCCUUUUAUGAACAUUGGAUAACACGAUUUGGUGUACUUUCUUGUGUUAUUACUGACAGAGGAACUCCAUUCAUUUCAGAACUGUUUCGAAAUUUUGCUUCGCUAUGUGGAGUAAAAGUAAACCAUACAACUUCUUACCAUCCUCAGAGUAAUGGGAAAAUUGAGCGUCUACACCGUACUUUUAAAACAGCUAUUAGAUGUCACAAUUCUCUUCGUUGGACAGAAACAUUACCAACAGUUCUUAUGGGUUUGCGAGCUGCUCUACAUGAGGACUGUAAAUAUACAAUAGCUGAAAUGGUUUAUGGCAAAACUAUUAAAUUACCUGGCGAAUUUUUUGAAGAAUCAAACAUGCCAACGUCUAAUGAUAAUUUUGUAAGUAAUCUUAGAAAUCAGAUGGCCCUCUUAAAGCCCUAUCGAUCCAAAUCCAAAUGUAAACAAAAGAUUUUCAUCCCAAAAGAUUUGUACACUUGCUCGCAUAUGUUUCUGCGGGUCGACAGAGUAAAAAAACCUUUGGAGCCUCCAUAUGAAGGACCCUUUUUGGCACUGCAAAGAACCCCGAAAUAUUUUCUUCUAUCAAUGAAAAAUAAACAAGUUAGUAUCUCUGUGGAUAGGUUAAAAACAGCUUAUGUGUUACAACCUAAUGAACUUUUGUCUCCAACUUCAAAAAGUGAUCAUACAUCUGUUCCAAGAAAGCAAACAUCUGUGCCAAGUCAGCAAAUAGAACAACCUAAAAAAUCAACACGCUGUGGAAGACAAGUAAAACUUCCAGUUCGUUUCAAUGACGUUAUUGACUUUUCUUGA